This is a messenger RNA of Paramecium tetraurelia, 355 nucleotides long. RefSeq lists its product as uncharacterized. The record is from RefSeq and is a predicted model, not a curated record. Lineage: Eukaryota; Ciliophora; Oligohymenophorea; Peniculida; Parameciidae. The transcript has 2 exons.
AUGAAUUCUGAAAAAGAUUUCCAAUAUGACAUCCAUGAUGUAUAAAAUAUUAAAACUGCCUUUUUGGAUUUAUAACAGGAAGAGAGCACUGGAUUUAAAUUGGGAUUAGGAGCUGCUAUUUUCUCUUACUUUGCAUUAAGAAGAUUUACAUAUUUAAGGACAGGACCAAGAUUCGUCGGAUCAAUGAUCUUUGGCUCUUAAGUAUAUGGCUUCUACACCCAUAGAUCUAGAGCAUAUUAUGAUUAUGUGGCUCAAUAAGUAAAUUUGCAUGCAUCCGAAGCAAUUAAUCAAUGCCUUGGACAUUGACUAUACGAUCAUUUAUCAAUAUAAAAUACAAAAUAACAUAUCUAUUGUA